Messenger RNA from Hylaeus volcanicus, 3425 nucleotides. It is a transcript of the gene Fsn, whose product is annotated as F-box/SPRY domain-containing protein 1. Gene Ontology annotation, molecular function: protein binding. NCBI's taxonomy places the organism in Eukaryota, Metazoa, Arthropoda, Insecta, Hymenoptera, Colletidae. Bases 196 to 960 code for a protein of 254 amino acids. Gene Ontology annotation, biological process: proteasome-mediated ubiquitin-dependent protein catabolic process; synapse assembly involved in innervation. Gene Ontology annotation, cellular component: synapse; SCF ubiquitin ligase complex. The record is from RefSeq and is a predicted model, not a curated record. The transcript is spliced from 4 exons.
UUUCAAGCGUAGAUCUCUAGUAUCUCUACUAUCGUUCUGUUAUCCUAUUACCGACCGGAAGUUGCCUGUUCCAACCGCUAGAUCGCGCCACUGUGUUCGUCUUUGUAGGCUCCAAGCCGAACACAACAGACUCCGUGCGGCGUUCUGCGUGUAUAUGUUUUGUUCGUUUACCCGACCAGAAGCAGUGCCGGCAAAAUGGACGAUAUAGCACUCCGAGCAUCGGAUCGAGUUUUGGAAGUGAUUUUUUCUUAUUUAGAUCUCCACACGUUGCGAAACUGCUCGAUGGUGUGCAAACGAUGGAACCGAUUCUUGAACGACGAGAACAAUGACGCGUGGAGGAUGCACUGCAUCCGCAAGCUGGCCCAGGAGGCUCUCAGUUCCGAUUUAUUGUCAUCGGUACCCACCUACAAGUCCAAAUUGCGGGCAUUUUAUCACGCAUGGAACCCCGUCGAUUGUUCCUGUAACAUUUACAUUAAACCGAAUGGAUUCACUCUACACAGAAAUCCUGUCGCACAAAGUACGGAUGCCUGUAGAGGAAAAAUCGGUUUCCGGCAUGGCCGUCAUGCCUGGGAGGUAAUUUGGGAAGGACCUCUGGGCACAGUGGCAGUUAUAGGAAUAGCGACAAAAGAAGCACCAUUGUUAUGUCACGGGUAUGUAGCAUUACUUGGUUCAAACGAGCAUUCGUGGGGAUGGAAUCUAGUGGAUAAUCACCUGUUACACAAUGGGGAUGUGCAAGGGAACUAUCCGUUACUUAAUAAUGCCCCCAAGUAUCAGGUUGGGGAAAGAAUUAGGGUAAUAUUAGAUUGUGAUGAUAACACGUUAUCUUUUGAAAAAAAUUACGAAUUUUUGGGAGUGGCAUUUAGAGGGUUGCCAGACAAAAGAUUAUAUCCAUCCGUAUCCGCUGUAUAUGGAAAUACAGAGGUAUCUAUGGUGUACUUAGGACCUCCUCUAGAUGGCUAACACUUUACUUCUAGUAGACACAUAUCUUUGAAGGUUUCUUCGGGAUUGUACAAUGAAAUUUCAAUACAAAUUUUCUGCAUUGUACUGGAAUGUCUACUAUGAAGUAGAACCCAGUGCACUAAUGAACUGUAUGAUACUCUUCACGAAGGACACGUGCCUGUUCAUUCAGUCAAUACAUUGUAAAUAGUAUUAGCAUUCCAUUUAAACUGAUAAAUCUGUAAUAAGGCUUUAUACGGUGUGAACAGUCGUUAGUUACUCAACGACGGACAUCAACACAUUCUUCUUGAAUUUAUACAUCUACUAAUUAGCAUCAGGAAGGUCUGGGUUAGGUCUAAAAGGGUUGAGUAACGUAUUACUGAUUUCAAGAUGAUCGUGUAAAAAUUUUUGAGUUAGAUCAUUUUUAACAGAAAAGUUCCUCUGUGUUCAAACGAACACGAGUCAGAUUCGAUAAUUUGUCGGAUGGUGUUACUUGCAACCCUUUUUUUUUAUUUCAAAACUACACCAAAAUACAAAAUUGAUAAAUGGAGAAAUAGUAGAGUUGAACUUAACCAUUUCUAAAUAUCCUAUAAAGCUUUAAAUUAAUCUUAUUCGACAGCAUUUAUCAAUGUCUCAGGAAUAAAAUGACUAGCAUUCGAAUAAACCAAGAAGCGUUGCAAGUUACGCCUUUCGACAGUACUUUCAUUUCGACUCUUUUUUCCAAGUCAUGUAGAUUUACGUUAAGUUAACGCGCAUGUACAUAGGGAUAAGUAUUGUCCGAUUCUUUACUCUUCCAUACAGUAUUGAUAGUUGAGUCCUUGUAUAAAUACAUGCUUUAUAUGUAUAAAUCUUCUGCCAAAGAAAUGGCAAUUCCAACUUGUUUACAAGAUAGUCGUGUACUGGUGGCAUAUAGAUUAUUUUGGACAUCGACAAGUCUGCCAUUAAUAUUAAACUCAUGUUUAUUGUCCUUAUGCUAUUUGCAUAAUUUUUUGGUAACUGUGAAAGAAAUAUCUGUGAUUCGUCGUAUUUUAUUAGUGUGCUCAUUUUUUUAACAAUACCUGUGUAGAUGUUUGCUUAUUUCUGUUUUUGUUACAUCCGUUAAGGAAGGGAUCCUUUGCAAGAAUGAAAGGUCCAACACCUUUCUUACGAAACCCAAUUACGCUUCGUUUUUUAUUUUAAUUUAUUAUAUAUAUUUAUACACAUCUUAGAUUAGUACCUAUUUUUAAGUAGCAAAAUCGUUGAACGAAUGGAAAAAUGACAUUUCACAAAACAGUAUACAGGGUGUUCCACUUAAAGUGUUCAUAGGUGUUUUCCUUUCAACUGUAUAAAACAGCCUCUCAAAUUGUAAAUUGUGGCGAGAAUUUGAAUCGAUUUGUACAAUAGUUACAAUUUUAUCUAGCUUUUUUUAAAUAAAAUUGUUUCGCUCGCAUUAUUUUCUAAGUACAUCAAAAGAGCAAGUAAAGGUAAUGCUAGAAAUGAAACAGGUACCUGUGAAAUAUCGUCUACGCAAUGUUUAGAGUUUGUUUUUUUGUGUCGUAUCAUUGUGCCAUAUAGCUUCCUGUAUGUACUGAAUUAUUUUCUAAGAAAACUGUGUGAAAUUUCGUGACCACCAUUGUGGUAAAUGCACAAUACGUUAUAAUUUAUGCGAACAACGUUUUAAUUUGCCAAUGCGUUUGGUAUCUGUAAGAAAGUCCUGCGUUGGUUACGUAUGAGUAUUGUACAAAGUCUAUACUUAUAGGUAGCAAUGUUGUCAGCACGGUGAACAAUGAAAGAUCAUCUAGAGAUAUGGAUAAAUACAGUCGUUUGUAAUGUACAUAUUUAUUAUCGUCAUUGUGUUCGGGUGUAGUCGUCGCGAGUUAGUUGCUUUCUAAACUUUUGUACAGAGUCGUGUACAUAGCAAUCACGAACGUACAAAGAGAAAAAUAAACUUUGAUUUCAUGUGUGAUUUCGUCUAGGUAAAUAGAAACGAAUACGGGUCGCGGACUGACUUAGAAUUUAUACCUUUCUCGAUUGACCACGAAAACGAGUCGUAUCCGUGGACUUAUUUCGAAUACAAAUUACCAAGAUUACACGUGUAAAUGUAAUUAAUUAAUGCCCAGCAUUGGAGUAUAGCGGUGCCUUAUUACAAUUCUUUCGAUGCAAUCUCACCUCAUCUGUACUUAUUAUAUGGAAUGUCAGGAUUAUAAUGACUUUGAUUUAGAUUUAUGUACUUAAAUUAUGCAUGUACAAGUAGUACAUGUAAAAACAAAUUCGAGUCACCAUUUGGAAACGCAUCAUUUUGUAAAUACACGUGUUUGAAACGCGCAUAUAGAUAAUCAUGUAACCGCCUACGAAACCAUUCUGUACAAAUGUUUAGAGAGAACGCGAAUUAGUCAGAAUGCGAUUAAGCAUGGAACACCGGUAUACUUGCACGUAUAUCAGAACUACGAGUGUUUAAAAGGAAGAAGUGUACAUCUUUCUGUAAAUAAAUUAUUUUAUUUUAAUGCUUU